AUGGCCACCAACGAAGCCAACCCCGUCCCCUUUUCCGAACCUCCUUACCUCCGCGGUCUCCCCUCCCCCUACUACUCCGACUCUCAUCUCCAAUUCCAAAAACGCUGUCGUGCUUUCGUCUGGGAACACCUCCUGAGCAAUGCGCACGAAUAUGAGAAGCAGGGCCAAGUCCCGGACUCAGUCUUCCAGAAGUUCUGCGAGCAUAACAUGCUGGUCCCUAACUUGCCUGCUCCAUUGCCCGUCGACUGGCUGAAGCGCCUGGGCAUCAACGAUAUCCUCGGAGUGAAGGUCGAAGAAUGGGAUUAUCUGCACACCGGAAUCUACAUGGAUGAGAUGGCCCGCUCGGGUCUUUCCAGCGCCGCCGGAAUCAACCCCGGAUUUUGCUACGGCCUUCCCCCCAUUAUCAAGUUCGGUAGUCCCCAGCUGCAAGAGCGCUACCUUCCCGACCUCCUGACCGGCAAGAAGCGCGCAUGCAUCGCCAUCACAGAACCGGGCGCGGGCUCGGAUGUCGCCAACAUCUCCACCACCGCCGUCAAGUCGCCCGACGGCAAGCACUACAUUAUCAACGGCGAGAAGAAAUGGAUCACCAACGGUAUCUGGUCCGAUUAUGCCACGAUGGCCGUUCGCACCGGCGGCCCCGGUGCCGCCGGCCUGUCGGUCCUCCUGGUCCCUCUGAAGGGGUACCCCGGAGUCAACAUGCGCCGUCUCACGGUCGCCGGCCAGAAGACGGGCGGGACUACCUAUAUUGAGCUUGACGACGUGAAGGUUCCCGUGGAGAACCUCAUCGGCCGGGAGGGCGAGGGCAUGCGUCUCAUCAUGACCAACUUCAACCACGAGCGGUUGACCAUCGCUGUUGGAGUGACCCGACAAGCCCGUGUGGCCCUCUCCUCUGCGUUCGCCUACUGCCUGAAGCGCGAGGCGUUUGGAAAGAGCCUGAUGGACCAGCCCGUGGUGCGUCACCGGUUGGCCAAGGCCGGCGCGGAGCUGGAGACUAUGUGGGCCUUUAUGGAACAGCUCCUCUACCAGAUGUGCCAUCUCAGCAAGGAAGAAGCUGAUCGGCAGCUGGGAGGUGUGACGGCCAUGGCCAAGGCCAAGGCGGCGAUGGUGCUGAACGAGUGUGCUCAGUGCGCUGUGCUGCUGUUCGGUGGUGCUGGUUUCACGCAGAGCGGACAGGGUGAACUGGUGGAAGCGAUUUACCGCGAGGUUCCUGGCGCUCGUAUUCCGGGUGGCUCUGAGGAUGUCCUGUUAGACCUGUCGGUGAGGCAGUUGGUGAAGCUUUACCAAGCCGAGGCCAAAAAGUUGGGGAAGUCGAAGAUCUAG
This is a messenger RNA of Aspergillus terreus NIH2624, 1320 nucleotides long. RefSeq names its product acyl-CoA dehydrogenase family protein. The record is from RefSeq and is a predicted model, not a curated record. Gene Ontology annotation, molecular function: flavin adenine dinucleotide binding; oxidoreductase activity, acting on the CH-CH group of donors. NCBI's taxonomy places the organism in Eukaryota, Fungi, Ascomycota, Eurotiomycetes, Eurotiales, Aspergillaceae. The coding region runs from base 1 to 1320 and encodes 439 amino acids. The transcript is spliced from 4 exons.